CUUCAGUAACAGUUAGUGUUGUCCGUUGGGGUUCGGGUGCUCUUGAGACAAUUAAAGACGUUUACUUCCAGAAAUGGCAGAGAUUGUAACGGAGCAAGUUUUAUUUACAGAUUCCGAACAUUACAGAGUUUACGGUCAAACAAAUGACUAACAUCGAGUAGUACCUUCAAUGAGCAACUUUUAGACAAGAAAAAAUACUGAAAUAUGAGAGUCAGAACCUUGGGUAGGGCCAAGGAGGGAGAAAUUAGCAGCACCAGACGGCGCUCAACUUUGACAUGGGAGAUAGGAGCGUAACUCUUAUAACAGCAGUAUGUUCUGUGCUGUUGACAGGUCUGUUUGUGGAAGGAAAGUCGCUACUAGAGAAUGCUCAAUAUACUUCGCUGACAGGACACAAAGGGGAUACUGGCAACACUAAAGGAAAUGUUGCCGACACUAACUUGGAUUUGGACCAUCACAAAAAUUCUUCACUAUAUUCUUGGAUGUCGGGAAUUACUAGACCAGUCGAGGAAGAAAUUAUGACAGAACUUCUGAAAUUCAUUCUGGAUUCUAUACCUGGACGCAACAUCUACAUCUUUCACGAGGGAUUAUAUCCAGGCGUUUCAGCCACAGCUGCCACCUGCUUCAGGAGAUGGGCGGAGUUGACCAUCUUUCUGUGCGACGAGGCCUUGGAGCGCCUUCGGGACCUCGUAGGAGCUUACAACCAAGUUGCUAGUCCUCGUCAUAUCAUCCUCCUUUGUUCUGAGGCAAACACGAUGGCCGUUUUCCAAAAGAUACGUGAAAAUACCCUUGAAACAACUGAGGUUCAGUGGUUUGUUAUCUUAAAAAACCACGUAAGUGAAGAUAUAGUUAAAUUUGUGAGGGAAGGAACACAGGUAACGUUUGCUGUUAGAGGAAAUGAUACCAUCUACCAGUACUUCUUUCAGGCAUCCUACAUCAACACUAGCAACGACAUAUCACUUAAAACCAUCGGUUCCUGGAGAUGGAAUCCGCAGUCAGGUCACAAAAUCAAUCUUAAAACGUCCCUUUAUCAUCCAGUUGAACGCACCUACAGUAACUUCGGAGGCAGAAAGUUGAGAAUAUCGGCGUUUCACAACGACCCAUUUUGGGUUUUGGAAAAAAGGGACAAUCAGUCGACUCGCAUGCUCGGUGGAAUUGACUUCAGGAUAAUGGAAAUGCUUGGCAAGAAGUUCAACUUUUCGUUUGAAGUACUCCCUCCUUCGGACUAUGCAUGGGGCGUAGUUUUAGACGAUGGAAGAGUAACUGGGAUCAUAGGUGCAGUGCAUCGCCAUGAAUCUCAUCUGGGCAUUAAUGAAAUAACGAUCUCAGCCUCCCGAGAAAAAGCCGUUGACUUCACAACCCCCUACUUCUUGGAGACCACAACAAUCCUCACUGCAGCCCCAGCCAAGCUUCUCAAUCCGCGAGCUGUUUUUGCGCCAUUUACUUUUCCGGUGAGUCAACAACUUAGAAACGGAAAAAUCAGCUAAAUCCUUAAUAAGCUUGAUUAGAAUGUAGUGUUU
Macrobrachium nipponense is the source of this 1517-nucleotide messenger RNA. RefSeq lists its product as uncharacterized. The record is from RefSeq and is a predicted model, not a curated record. Gene Ontology annotation, cellular component: membrane. The coding region runs from base 276 to 1484 and encodes 402 amino acids. The transcript is spliced from 11 exons. Lineage: Eukaryota; Metazoa; Arthropoda; Malacostraca; Decapoda; Palaemonidae. Gene Ontology annotation, molecular function: ligand-gated monoatomic ion channel activity.